Messenger RNA from Melitaea cinxia (Glanville fritillary), 1449 nucleotides. RefSeq names its product zinc finger protein 675-like. The transcript has a single exon. Gene Ontology annotation, biological process: regulation of transcription by RNA polymerase II. The record is from RefSeq and is a predicted model, not a curated record. Gene Ontology annotation, molecular function: RNA polymerase II cis-regulatory region sequence-specific DNA binding; DNA-binding transcription factor activity. The coding region runs from base 1 to 1383 and encodes 460 amino acids. Lineage: Eukaryota; Metazoa; Arthropoda; Insecta; Lepidoptera; Nymphalidae.
AUGGAAGAACUUGUUUACCAACAACCGAAGAUAGAAGAUGUGUAUCCUCCUAAGGUUGAGGGUCAUUUUCUUGACACCCAGUCCCAGGAGCAGCCAUCGACUGCACCGGAAGACUACGUGGAGCCUAAGCAAGAACUAGCGUACCCACCACCGAGACCAGAAGACCACAUGAUACCGAGACCAGGCCCAAUGCCCAAUCGUCCCCCGACCAAGUUUAUCAGCGUCACUAGUUCCGCACUAACCGAGGAACAGCGAGCAAUGUAUGAAUCUGUUCUCUCUACGUGGAAACCAGUGAUGUUCCCAAAGACUACCAAACGCUACAUAUGCCAGAAAUGCAACAAGGAAUUCAAGAAUUCCCAAAACCUUUACCUCCACACGACCAGAGUACAUUCUUCCGAAGAAUCAGCUGUUAUGUGUGAUAUAUGUGAUAAAACCUUCAAGAAUAAGCACUACCUAUAUAUGCAUCGAAUGAAUAAACAUUAUUCCGAAUCAGAGAAAUGCUAUUGCCAAUUUUGCCUGCAAGAGUUUAGGACAAGGCGAGCGCUACAUAUGCACGUUAAGCGCAUACAUCCGAACACAUUGCCUGAAAUUAAAUGUCCGGAGUGUGGGAAAGAAUUCCCUGUACCAUACAAGUUAAGGCACCACAUGGAAAAUUGCCACAGACCUGCCGAUGACAAAUACAAGUGCCACAUUUGUCAAAAGUUGUACAAAAGUCGCUUAAAUUUGAACAAGCACCUCUAUUCCCAACACUCACAAGUCGAGAGACAUCCAUGUGUGUUUUGUCCCAUGACAUUCAAGUCGAGACAUCAUAUGAAACGCCACAUUCUGAACAUUCAUCCUCCGCUGGAAUCGAAAGUGACUUGUCCGGAAUGCUUGAAGGAAUUCAAGAAUGAUCAGUACUUAAAAGAGCAUAUGCAAGUGCACACGGCCUUCGAUAAAAAGGUUAAAUGUGAAUUAUGCGAAAAAUUCUUCAACUCGGCGCUGCGUUUAAAGAAACACAAGAAAAUCGUGCACCCGGACAAGCCUAAAUUACGUUGCGAGAAGUGUGACAAGGAGUUCGCACAUCCGCACUACUUGAGUCGUCACAACAACUCCGUGCACGUAGAAGUCGAUGAGAGCAACCAGCACGAAUGUGACCAAUGUGGAAAGAAAUUUAAAAUCAAGAAAUAUUUAAACAAUCAUUUGCAGAGACACGAACAGCAACACCUGAAGCGUAUAUCACAAAUGGUGAAGACGGUGAUGGAUGAAGGCGAAGGCCCGCCCAAGACAGUCAGGAAAAAAGGAAGACCCCGAGCUGCACGGAAGGAAAUCGAAUUCAUAAAAUGCGAACCAGUGUCUAGUUCCGAAUCAGACUCUGGUGACAUGACUUCUGAUUCCGAAUAAUAUUCUCUUAUUACCAAUUUGCAAAUAAUUUAGCUUAAUAAAUAAAUAAAAUAAAUCGCUACAGAA